CAAACUAUUAAAGCUGCCGCCACAGUAGUGUGGCCAGAUGUGUGUCUAAAGAAUUUCUGGUCAGGAUGCAGACUCCCAAACUUGUUUUGUUCAUUGUGCUAAAUGUACUAACUAACUUGGAGCAAGCUGAAGGACUUUACAGCAGGCCAGUCCUAAAAAUCUUGCCCAGUGCCUCAGUGUGGCCUGGUGAGGCUGUGAUCCUGCAGUGCUUAGUUCAAACAAAGCAGCCCCAAGUGCACCUGAAGUACCGCUUCUUCAAAGACUCAAAGGAGCUCAGGUACACUGGAUCUGUAGAAAGUAUGAAGAUCGUUGCAGCAGAACCAGCCACUGCUGGGAGGUAUCACUGUGAGAUAGAGGAUGAAAAUGAAGGAAUGACCAGAGCCAGCGUUCCCGUGAUGCUUAAUGUGGAAAGUGGUAAUUUGAAGCCUAAACUGAUAAUGAAGGACAGAAAUUCUAUUCCUUUGCCCUGGGAACAUUUCAAAAUUGCAGAGGGAGAAAGCUUCACUCUGAAAUGUCAGAUCCCAGGAGACAGUACUGGAUGGAAGUACACUUGGCACAAAAACAUCGAUGAAGACCUUCCAGCAGAUGGAUGCCAAGAACCUGGCUUUACAUAUUUAGUGAGCUUUGCAAAGCCGUUACAUUUAGGAAUGUACUGGUGUCGGGGACAGAGGGGUGACUUUUAUUCAGACUUCAGCGAGCCCGUCAUUGUUAAUGUAACAGGAAAAAUUUAGAGAAGACAGGUAUGCACUAUAAAACCAAAUGAUACAGUAUGACAUCUGUUAUAUCUGUACAUUUUGGUUUCCAUUAUAUUUUGUUCAAGACAAGACAAGAAAUUAACAAAUUAAAGCAGGUUUUCUUCCCUUACACCUUACUUUUAUAACAC
Molecule: messenger RNA, 883 nt
Organism: Polypterus senegalus (gray bichir)
Lineage: Eukaryota; Metazoa; Chordata; Cladistia; Polypteriformes; Polypteridae
Product: basement membrane-specific heparan sulfate proteoglycan core protein-like
Exons: 4
Coding region: 66-731 (221 amino acids)
Biological process (GO): cell surface receptor signaling pathway
Molecular function (GO): transmembrane signaling receptor activity
Source: RefSeq, a predicted model, not a curated record